AAUAGGAAAUAAAAACUAAGUUAAAAGUGGAAUACAUUCAAUAUGGGUAUAUCUUUUUGAAACGCCCAAAAUAGUAUAUGGGACUAACAAAUUGAAACGAAGAGAGUAAUAUUUUUAUUUUUAAUUUCUUAUAUGCAACCCUUAAGAAUGCAGCGUAUAUAUCAUUUUCAUUGUUUUAAAGUGGGUAAAAUUAUUUGGUUACACCAGUACAUUAAUUGCACUUCUUCCAUCCAUGCAUAUAUGUGCAGAGGGAAGAGCAAGUAGUCCACACCCUCUUAAAUGCAUUUUCUAAGUUUCAAGCCCCAUUUAAAACCUCGCUCUUUUAGUUCUCUUUCCAAUAUUACUCAUUCUCCCUCAAUUUCACACUUUUCCAAGCCCUUUUUUUUCCCAUAAAUUUCCAAGAUAUUUUUACUUCAAAUUAAAUCUCUCAAUUAUAAUGGAUGUUCACAGAAUAAGUUCUAAUUGUUCAUUACAAUUUAAUUAUCUUUGUAGAAAGGUUGUUCAUUUGUUGGAAUGUAUUCACAUUAGAGAAUUUGGGUUUCAUCAAUUUGCUUUCAAUUUGCUGAGGAAUGUUGCUUUGGCCAUUGCCACCAUCAUAUUUGCAUUUGGAGGGGUGAUAAUAGGAGGCAUUGCAGGAGCCAUAAAAGGGCAAACAACCGAGUCAGGAUUAUGUAGAGGAGCCGCAAUUGGGGUCAUGUCCGGUGCCAUUGUAGCCCUUGAGUUGCUUGAUUCACUCCUCAAUGGUCAUUUUCCGUUCAAGGUUGCUCUUUUUGGAUGCAUAUUUAAUGGCAAGGCCUUUAGGGAAUUGGUCAGCCCUGCAGUUCUUAAGGCGUACCAAUGGCAAACAAGUAUGAACGAGGGAUUAUUUGGGAAUGAAGAAGGAUCAGAUUUAUAUAACAUCGUCGAAAUUCGAGGGAUGUUCCCUGAGCAGAUCAAGAAGCUCCCUGUGAUCAAUUUCCAUAGCAAUUCAUCGAAUUCUUCCCUUCCAAUUUCACAUAAUGAUAUAUGUUGCACAAUUUGUUUACAGGACCUUGAGGAAGGCGAAAAAGCGCGAAAGCUACCAAAUUGUCAACAUUUGUUUCAUAUGAUGUGCAUAGACGAAUGGCUAGUACGAAGUACAUCAUGUCCUGUUUGUAGAAAAAAUGUUGUUGAUUCUACUCAAUAUUUGGGCUGCCGAAAUGUACUACUAGUAUAAAGUUAACUAAUAAUUGUACAAGGAAUAUGAAGAUGUAAAAAUUUGGGAUUAUAGGGCAUUUUGCUAAUUGUGGAAAUGAGUUUAUGUGAAAA
Molecule: messenger RNA, 1287 nt
Organism: Chenopodium quinoa (quinoa)
Lineage: Eukaryota; Viridiplantae; Streptophyta; Magnoliopsida; Caryophyllales; Amaranthaceae
Product: NEP1-interacting protein-like 1
Exons: 5
Coding region: 437-1195 (252 amino acids)
Source: RefSeq, a predicted model, not a curated record